AUGGGGCAACUGUCUCUCAACUACUACGCCUCCAAGCCAUCGGAUGAAGACAAGCCAACCGAAAUGAAGGACGAGCGAAAUCAAGGACAACCUGGCCUUCUGGUCCUCCAGGUCCGUCGCCUGGACCUCCAGACUCCCGCCACCACCUUUGUCAAACUCAUUGCCAAAGCCGACAUCCUCGCCCUCCCGCCCAUCGUCUCCAUCGACUUCGUCCAGCGCUUCUUUGCCUACCAUGUCGCCGCUGCCCUCGUCCUCCUCUUCCAGCACAACAUGCAUCCCCUCCCCGACCCACUUCUUGCUAGAACUCGCAGGCUCAAGCUCCGCUGGGACACGCCCUGGGAGACCUUGCAAGCUAUGUACCUUCCUCAAAGCUGUCAGUAA
Puccinia triticina is the source of this 381-nucleotide messenger RNA. RefSeq lists its product as uncharacterized. The record is from RefSeq and is a predicted model, not a curated record. Bases 1 to 381 code for a protein of 126 amino acids. The transcript has 2 exons. Lineage: Eukaryota; Fungi; Basidiomycota; Pucciniomycetes; Pucciniales; Pucciniaceae.